Molecule: messenger RNA, 1995 nt
Organism: Stylophora pistillata
Lineage: Eukaryota; Metazoa; Cnidaria; Anthozoa; Scleractinia; Pocilloporidae
Product: receptor-type tyrosine-protein phosphatase S
Biological process (GO): protein dephosphorylation
Molecular function (GO): protein binding; protein tyrosine phosphatase activity
Source: RefSeq, a predicted model, not a curated record
AUGGAGUCAGUUGAGUCCAGUGGCAGUACAGCUGACUUAGUUUAUCAAAACGUGUCUGAAAUUCCUUCCCAUGAAAAUGUUGGUGUAAAAGCAUCUCUCCCUAAAGAAAACGAAUCGGUGUACAGUGAGGCUGAUGAUGGUAAGCCAAAAGCAGUUCCCGUGGCGGAGUUUGCACAAUACUUCAAGAACAAAUCAUCCAAUGGAGCCAUCGUGCUGAAAGAGGAAUUUAAGAAAUUACCCAGCAUUUUGCCGCACUCUUGGGAGGUUGGCAAAAACAACAAAAUGAAAAAUCGUUUUGGAAAUAUUACAACCUAUGAUCAUUCUCGCGUGGUUUUGGAGAAAAUAGAGGGUGAUCCGAAGUCUGACUACAUCAACGCUAGUUAUAUUCCGACGUUUGAUGAGGAAUCAAUGAACUACAUUGCAACGCAAGGUCCAACCUCGACAACAAUCAGCGAUUUCUGGCGAAUGAUCUGGCAGAAAAACUGUUCUGUUAUCGUCAUGUUAACCAACUUGGUCGAGCUUGGAAAGAACAAGUGUAAUCAGUAUUGGCCAGACAGCACUACCAGGUUUGGAUCCAUCACGGUAACAUUACUUAACACGCAAAACUUCGCUGACUACUGCAUCCGAACCUUAAAAUUAGUCAAGGGCACAAAGACGCGUGAGGUUCAUCAAUAUCAUUUCACAUCGUGGCCAGACAGAGGUGUCCCACACCAUUCCACUGCGCUGCUUGGAUUUAGAUGGAAGGUUCAUGCUCGAAAUCAGACCAGCGGCGGACCACUUGUUGUACAUUGCAGUGCUGGUGUUGGUCGAACUGGUACUUACAUUGGUAUUGACGCCAUGUUGGAAGGUGCUAAGAAGAAGAAUACGGUGUUCAUACAGAAUUACGUGCAAGUGAUGCGAAAACAUCGCCCUUAUAUGGUGCAGAAAGAUACCCAAUACGUUUUCAUACAUCAAGCUGUUAUGGAAGCUUUGACCUGUGGAACUACAGAGGUCGCUUCCCAAGAUUUACGGAUACGAAUGAACAAACUUGCCAGGGUCAUGUCAGAUGCUAAACACACUGGUUAUGCAGAUGAGUUCAAGCGUUUGGAGCUCGUCAGCAGCUGCCAGAGCUCAGGAGACGAAUUUACCGAGGGGUUUAAGCCCUCAAACCUCGACAAGAACAGGUUUUCAAAUAUAGUACCAAUGGACACUGCUCGGGUCAUGUUGAGGAGUUCUGAACCGAAUAAGGAUUACAUCAACGCCUCUUUUGUUGACGACUAUAGUCGACGUAAUGCUUACAUUUUGACUCAAGCCCCGUUAAACAAUACUGUUGACGACUUCUGGAGGAUGAUAUCACAGUAUGAUAUCGGCACAGUAGUGAUGUUAAACAGUUUGAAAGAAGAAAAAGAGCCUCCCAAGAAGACCUCGACUGUACAGCAUAUCCAAUUCACUGGAUGGGCGAAUGGAUACUCCAAGCCAGAUCCCCAAGAAAUACUCGACCUGUUGACUCUAUUAGAGCAGUCUCAGCAACAAUCUGGAGAUGGAGUCAUUGUUUUUCAAUGCAGUGAUGGUGUGGGUCGUAGCGGCUGUGUAGCUACAAUCAUGUCAGUGAUUGAACGAGUUAAGAUUGAGCAAACAGUUGAUGUUUUCCAGACCAUUAAACUGAUUCGAGCCAAAAGGCCUGGUGCUGUAAACACUCUGGAUCUCUACUCGUUCUGUUACAAGACAAUCCUAGCCUACCUGGAUUCUUUCAACUGUUAUUCAAACUUUGCAGAUUCUGACUGUGUUGAUCUGGAUCUGGGAAUCGAAAAUGGAGCAAUUCCUGACAGCGAAAUAACAGCUUCAUCUGAACUAAGUGCCAACACACCAGCCAAGAAUGGUCGAUUGAACUACACAUUAGGAUCAUCAUGGUGUGCAGAAACAAGUGACACUAACCCAUAUCUACAGAUUCAUCUACAGACACUUCAUAUCAUCUAUGCUGUGUCCACUCAAGGGAAUUCUCAAGCAGAUCAGUUG